UGCUGUGGACUAUUAAAAUCACCAUUUUCCUGAACUUGUUGUCAAGGAAGUAAACCGUCAUCAUGAGUACAGACGCAGAGAUGGAGAUAUACGGGGCCGCGGCCAUCUACCUCCGGAAGCCCGAGAAGGAAAGAAUCGAGGCGCAAAGCAAACCCUUUGAUGCAAAAACUGCCUGCUACGUAGUAGAACCCAAAGAGCUCUACGUAAAAGGUGUUAUCCAGAGUAAGGAAGGUGGCAAAGUCACUGUAAAAACUUUGGAAGGACAAACCGUCACUGUUAAGGAAGACCAAGUCUUCCCUAUGAACCCUCCCAAGUAUGAUAAAAUUGAGGACAUGGCCAUGAUGACCCACCUCAGUGAACCAACUGUGCUGUAUAACCUCAAAGAGCGUUAUGCCGCAUGGAUGAUCUACACUUACUCUGGGCUGUUUUGCGCUACUGUGAAUCCAUACAAGUGGCUUCCAGUGUACGACCAGUCCGUAGUUAAUGCAUACAGAGGCAAGAAGCGUAUGGAGGCUCCACCACACAUCUUCUCUGUCUCUGACAAUGCCUAUCAGUUCAUGCUUACUGAUCGUGAAAACCAGUCAGUCCUGAUCACUGGAGAAUCUGGUGCAGGAAAGACUGUGAACACCAAACGUGUCAUCCAGUACUUUGCGACAAUCGCAGUGUCUGGUGACAAGAAGAAAGAGGCGGCUCCUGGAAAAAUCCAGGGAACUCUGGAGGAUCAGAUUAUUUCAGCUAACCCUCUGCUGGAAGCUUUUGGUAAUGCCAAAACUGUGAGAAAUGACAACUCGUCUCGCUUUGGUAAAUUUAUCAGAAUUCACUUCGGAACGACAGGAAAACUGGCUUCUGCCGAUAUUGAGACAUACUUGCUGGAAAAGUCCAGAGUAACAUUUCAGUUGGCAGCUGAAAGGAGCUACCAUAUCUUCUAUCAGAUCAUGACCAACCACAAGCCAGAGCUCAUUGAUAUGCUUCUCAUUACCACCAACCCUUAUGAUUUCCCUAUGAUCAGUCAAGGGCAGAUCACUGUCGCCAGCAUUGACGACAAAGAGGAGUUGGAAGCCACAGAUUCUGCCAUUGACAUUCUUGGGUUCACCAAUGAAGAGAAAAUGGGCAUCUACAAACUAACUGGUGCGGUGAUGCACUACGGUAACAUGAAGUUCAAGCAGAAGCAACGUGAGGAGCAGGCUGAACCAGAUGGCACUGAAGUGGCUGAUAAAGUCAGUUAUCUGAUGGGAUUGAACUCAGCCGACUUGCUGAAAGCCUUGUGCUUCCCGAGAGUGAAAGUGGGGAAUGAGUAUGUGACCAAGGGGCAGACUGUCCCCCAGGUAAUGUGUUUGCUCUAGACCGCCACGCGCAUUGCACACAAUUCAACUUCAUAUUGUUUUAAUUUAACAAUUCAUCUUUUAUUUUUUUAGGUCAAUAAUGCUGUUGGCGCUCUGUCUAAAUCUGUCUAUGAGAAACUGUUCUUGUGGAUGGUUAUCCGUAUCAACCAGAUGCUGGAUACAAAGCAAGCAAGACAAUUCUACAUUGGAGUCCUGGAUAUUGCAGGAUUUGAGAUCUUUGAUUUCAAUAGCUUGGAGCAGCUGUGCAUCAACUUCACCAAUGAAAAACUGCAACAGUUCUUCAACCAUCACAUGUUUGUACUGGAACAAGAAGAGUACAAGAAAGAAGGGAUUAUUUGGGAGUUCAUUGACUUUGGUAUGGACUUGGCUGCUUGCAUUGAGCUUAUUGAAAAGCCUAUGGGAAUAUUCUCCAUCCUUGAAGAGGAGUGCAUGUUCCCCAAGGCCUCAGACACUUCUUUCAAGAACAAGCUGUAUGACCAGCACCUUGGCAAGAGCAACGCCUUCCAGAAACCUAAACCCGCCAAAGGGAAAGUUGAGGCCCACUUCUCCCUGGUGCACUAUGCUGGCACUGUGGACUACAACAUCACUGGUUGGCUGGAGAAGAACAAGGACCCACUGAACGACACUGUAGUGGGGCUGUACCAGAAAUCAUCCGUGAAACUCCUGGCCCACCUUUAUGCCAGUUUUGCAGCUGCUGAUGCUGAUGCUGGUGCUGGAAAGGGGGGUGGCAAGAAGAAGAAGGGUGGCUCCUUUCAAACAGUGUCAGCUCUUUUCAGGGAAAACUUGAACAAACUGAUGACCAACUUAAGAAGUACCCAUCCACACUUUGUGCGUUGCUUAAUUCCCAACGAGUCGAAGACUCCAGGUUUAAUGGAAAACUUCUUGGUUAUCCACCAGCUGAGAUGCAAUGGUGUGCUAGAAGGUAUCAGAAUUUGCAGAAAGGGAUUCCCAAGCAGAAUCUUGUAUGGUGACUUCAAGCAAAGAUACAAAGUAUUAAAUGCAAGUGUUAUCCCUGAGGGUCAAUUCAUGGACAACAAGAAUGCAUCAGAGAAGCUUUUGGCCUCAAUUGAUGUAAAUAAAGAUGAGUAUAAAUUUGGGCACACCAAGGUUUUCUUUAAAGCUGGUCUGCUGGGUGUACUUGAGGAGAUGCGAGAUGAGAAAUUGGCCGCACUCAUCACUUGUACUCAGGCUCUCUGUCGUGGGUUUCUGAUGAGAACAGAAUUUCAAAAGAUGAUGGAAAGGAGGGAGUCCAUUUUCACCAUCCAGUACAACAUUCGUUCAUUCAUGAAUGUGAAACACUGGCCAUGGAUGAAGCUCUACUUCAAGAUCAAGCCACUCCUGAAGAGUGCCGAAUCUGAAAAGGAAAUGGCCAACAUGAAGCAAGAAUUCGAAAAGUGCAAAGAAAAUCUGGCCAAAGCAGAAGCAAAGCGAAAGGAGCUUGAGGAGAAAAUGAUUGCUGUGGUGCAGGAAAAGAAUGACCUGCUGCUUCAAGUCCAGUCUGAAAGUGAAAAUCUCUCUGAUGCUGAAGAAAGAUGUGAAGGGCUUAUCAAAAGCAAAAUCCAGCUUGAGGCUAAAGUUAAAGAGAUUACUGAGAGAUUGGAAGAUGAGGAGGAAAUGAAUUCUGAGCUGACUGCCAAGAAGAGGAAACUGGAAGAUGAGUGCAGUGAGCUCAAGAAAGACAUUGAUGACCUUGAGCUUACAUUGGCCAAAGUUGAGAAGGAGAAGCAUGCCACAGAAAAUAAGGUUAAAAACCUUACUGAAGAAAUGGCUGCUCAGGAUGAAAGCAUUGCAAAAUUAACCAAGGAAAAGAAAGCCCUCCAAGAGGCACACCAACAGACCCUUGAUGACCUGCAAGCAGAGGAGGACAAAGUCAACACUCUGACCAAAGCAAAGUCUAAGCUGGAACAACAAGUGGACGAUCUUGAAGGUUCAUUGGAGCAAGAAAAGAAACUCCGUAUGGACCUUGAGAGAGCCAAGAGAAAGCUUGAGGGAGAUCUGAAACUAGCCCAGGAAUCCAUAAUGGAUCUGGAAAACGACAAGCAGCAAUCAGAUGAGAAGAUAAAGAAGAAGGACUUUGAAACAAGUCAACUGCUGAGCAAAAUUGAAGAUGAACAAGCUUUGGGUGCUCAACUUCAAAAGAAGAUUAAGGAGCUACAGGCGCGCAUUGAAGAACUUGAAGAAGAAAUCGAGGCCGAACGAGCAUCUCGGGCAAAGAUUGAAAAGCAGAGAGCUGAUCUUUCCAGGGAACUUGAAGAGAUCAGUGAAAGGCUUGAGGAAGCUGGCGGUGCAACUUCAGCUCAGAUUGAAAUGAACAAGAAACGUGAAGCUGAGUUUCAGAAGCUCAGACGAGACCUAGAGGAGUCCACUCUGCAGCAUGAAGCUACUGCCGCUGCUCUUCGCAAAAAGCAAGCCGACAGCGUGGCGGAACUGGGAGAACAGAUUGACAACCUCCAGCGUGUGAAACAGAAGCUUGAGAAAGAAAAGAGUGAAUAUAAAAUGGAGCUUGAUGACCUCUCCAGCAACAUGGAAUCUGUAGCCAAAUCCAAGGCAAACCUGGAAAAGAUGUGUCGAUCUCUGGAGGACCAAUAUAGUGAAAUUAAGACGAAGAACGAUGAGCAUAUCCGUCAGAUCAAUGACAUCAGUGCUCAAAGAGCCCGUCUCCUGACAGAGAAUGGUGAAUUCUCUCGCCAACUGGAAGAAAAAGAAUCUUUAAUUUCUCAGCUCACAAGAGGAAAACAGGCUUUCACUCAGCAAAUUGAGGAGCUCAAGAGGCAAAUGGAGGAAGAAACAAAAGCCAAGACUGCCCUGGCUCAUAGUGUGCAAUCUGCCCGCCAUGACUGUGACCUGCUUCGUGAGCAAUAUGAGGAGGAGCAGGAAGCCAAGGCUGAGCUGCAGCGUGCAAUGUCAAAGGCUAACAGUGAGGUGGCUCAGUGGAGAUCAAAAUACGAAACUGAUGCUAUCCAGCGCACGGAGGAGCUUGAAGAAGCAAAGAAAAAGCUAGCACAGCGCCUUCAAGAUGCUGAGGAACACAUUGAGGCUGUGAACUCAAAGUGUGCCUCUCUGGAAAAAACAAAACUGAGACUCCAGGGUGAAGUGGAAGAUCUCAUGGUUGAUGUAGAAAGAGCAAAUGCACAAGCCGCUGCUCUCGACAAGAAGCAGAGAAACUUCGACAAGGUUCUAGCUGACUGGAAGCAGAAAUUUGAAGAAAGCCAGGCAGAGCUGGAGGCUGCACAGAAAGAGGCUCGCUCUCUCAGCACUGAGCUUUUCAAGAUGAAGAACUCUUAUGAAGAAGCUUUGGACCACCUUGAAACCCUUAAACGGGAGAACAAGAAUUUACAGCAGGAGAUCUCUGAUCUGACUGAACAGAUUGGUGAGGGUGGGAAAGUUAUUCAUGAGCUGGAGAAGUCAAAGAAGCAGAUUGAAACUGAAAAGUCAGAAAUCCAAACCGCCUUGGAGGAAGCAGAGGCCACGUUGGAGCAUGAGGAGUCAAAGAUUCUUCGCGUCCAGCUUGAGCUGAACCAGGUGAAGUCUGAGGUUGACAGAAAGAUUGCAGAGAAAGAUGAGGAGCUUGAACAGCUGAAGAGAAACAGUCAGAGAGUGAUAGACUCUAUGCAGAGCACUCUCGACUCUGAAAUUAGGAGCCGCAACGAUGCCCUGAGAGUGAAGAAGAAGAUGGAGGGAGAUCUGAAUGAAAUGGAAAUUCAGCUCAGUCAUGCCAAUCGCCAAGCAGCUGAAGCUCAGAAACAACUCAGAAACGUCCAAGGUCAACUCAAGGAUGCCCAACUGCACCUUGACGAUGCUCUCCGAGGACAGGAAGACAUGAAGGAACAGCUCGCCAUGGUGGAACGCAGGAACACCCUGAUGCAGGCUGAAAUUGAAGAGAUGAGGGCUGUCCUGGAACAGACAGAGAGAGGCCGCAAAGUGGCUGAACAGGAGCUCCUUGAUGCCAGUGAGCGUGUGCAGCUGCUGCACUCCCAGAAUACCAGUCUUAUCAACACCAAGAAGAAGCUUGAGUCUGACAUUACCCAGCUGCAAGGUGAGGUGGAGGAUGCCAUCCAGGAAGCAAGAAAUGCAGAAGAAAAAGCCAAGAAAUCUAUUACUGAUGCUGCCAUGAUGGCAGAGGAGCUCAAGAAGGAACAGGACACCAGCUCUCACCUGGAGAGAAUGAAGAAGAACAUGGAGCAGACAGUGAAGGACCUGACCCACCGUCUGGAUGAGGCUGAGCAGCUGGCCAUGAAGGGUGGAAAGAAACAGCUCCAGAAACUGGAGAGCAGGGUGCGCGAGCUGGAAAAUGAGCUUGAAGCUGAACAAAGACGUAGUGCUGAGUCAGUUAAAGGAGUCCGGAAAUAUGAAAGAAGGGCCAAGGAGCUCACCUACCAGGCUGAAGAAGACAAGAAGAAUGUGGCCAGACUCCAGGAUCUGGUUGAUAAGCUGCAACUGAAAGUGAAGGCUUACAAGAGGCAGGCUGAGGAAGCUGAGGAACAAGCCAACACCCACCUGUCUAGGUUCAGGAAGGUGCAGCACGAGCUUGAGGAGAGUGAGGAGCGCGCUGAUAUCGCUGAAUCCCAGGUCAACAAGCUGAGGACUAAAAGCCGUGAUCUGGGAAAGGCUAAAGAAGCAGAGUAGAAGAGGUCCAGAAGAGUCAAGCUGAAAUGUAGAGAGAUUCAUAAAAUAUGAAUUUCACAGUGAACUAGUUCCUGUAAUAGCGCUGGUAGUUUUGAGAAUAAAAAUGGCAUGUAAGCAUCUACUCAAGGCUUUGU
Molecule: messenger RNA, 6103 nt
Organism: Acipenser ruthenus (sterlet)
Lineage: Eukaryota; Metazoa; Chordata; Actinopteri; Acipenseriformes; Acipenseridae
Product: myosin heavy chain, fast skeletal muscle
Exons: 39
Cellular component (GO): myosin complex
Molecular function (GO): actin filament binding; cytoskeletal motor activity; ATP binding
Source: RefSeq, a predicted model, not a curated record